This is a messenger RNA of Exophiala aquamarina CBS 119918, 885 nucleotides long. RefSeq lists its product as uncharacterized. The transcript has a single exon. Lineage: Eukaryota; Fungi; Ascomycota; Eurotiomycetes; Chaetothyriales; Herpotrichiellaceae. The record is from RefSeq and is a predicted model, not a curated record. The coding region runs from base 1 to 885 and encodes 294 amino acids.
AUGUCCCUUCUGCGCAAACAAUCUGAUCCAACUACCUCUACUUCUAUCUUUGCAACUUACCUCACCCAGUCCCUCCCCUUCCGCCGCAAAUCACGCCAGUCCAGCACCGACAGCAACAUCUCUACAUAUUCAGCUGCAUCUCAAGCCUCUGUCGAAACAUCGUCUUCAAACCCAUUCGUUCGGUGCCUGACCCCAAACCCAAUCCCUGUCUCCUCUAGCUCCUCCGCUAUCGCCCCUCCUGACGGCAAGUUCCUUCAUGGCCAUACAUCGCACAUCCAUUGUGCCAAGUGUUCAACGGACCUAUGCCUGACGUCUCAGAUCAUCAGUAAGGGAUUCACCGGUCGGCAUGGUAGAGCGCUCCUCGUUCAAGGAAACCCCACCCACAUCCAGUCCAACACGGCAGCUCUACCGAACACUUAUCAGAACAAAAACAUUCCUCGCAACCUGGUCACAGGCCAGCAUAUCGUGAGUGAUAUCUCCUGCCAAAUCUGUGGGAGCACACUGGGCUGGAAAUAUGUCGAGGCGAGUGAGGAGAGCCAGAAGUACAAGGUUGGCAAAUUCAUCCUCGAAACCAAACGGGUCCGCGUCGGCGUUUCUUGGGAGAACGACGAUAGCGCCGGCCUUGGUGCUCACACCUACGAUGAGGUUCUACCACUCCCGCCACGAGACUUGAAAAGACUGGUUGACAACCCAUCCAAAUCCGACCAGGAAGUAGAGUUUGAUUCGCAAGAUGAAGAUGAAUGUGAAGAUAUUUUCGCAGGAGUCUGGAGCCCUCAGCUUGCUGCCAAGAGACGUCAGAGGAAACGCGAACGCUUCGGGAGACGACCAGUUGGAGGUAGCAUGAGGAGUUAUGGUGCUGCCAGCAGUACUGAUACGCUAUCUUGA